Austrofundulus limnaeus is the source of this 6667-nucleotide messenger RNA. RefSeq names its product ADAM metallopeptidase with thrombospondin type 1 motif, 10 (gene adamts10). Lineage: Eukaryota; Metazoa; Chordata; Actinopteri; Cyprinodontiformes; Rivulidae. Gene Ontology annotation, cellular component: extracellular matrix. The transcript has 27 exons. Gene Ontology annotation, biological process: extracellular matrix organization; proteolysis. The record is from RefSeq and is a predicted model, not a curated record. Gene Ontology annotation, molecular function: metalloendopeptidase activity. Bases 427 to 3777 code for a protein of 1116 amino acids.
CGGCUCGGCUCCCUCUCCGCUCCGCUGCUGGGGACAGAAGACAGAGGACGCUUCCUGCAGGGGGGGGUCCAGCGACGGAAGAGGCAGUUCUCAACUCCAGACUUCUUUCCUGCAGGAACCUUUUCUGCUGGAUGUCUCCUUCAGAGGGAACGGAGAGGACCAAUAAAACCCGCCGCCGCUCACGCCGCCCCCCGCCUUCCUCUGACACGCCCCCCUCCAGGUGUUUUCUCCGUCUAUGAGGUCGUCCGCCGCCGGCUGUCGGUGGGGUCCGCUCUCAAGUCGUGCCGCAGCCAUGGCCCAACGGAGCGCUGAGCUGUCCCAUUGCUAGGCCACGGGGCGUCUGGAGACAGGCAGGAGACAUGUUGGGACGGAGGCCCGGGGACCACUGCACUGAGUUCUGUUACUAUAGCCACUACUGUAGUAACCAUGGAGACGCUGUGGAGGACUGCGCUGGUCUGCACUGUGGUCAUGGUUGCCAGCGAGGUCGCAGGAGGUCACAAAAAUGAGUUUGGGACGUCACAAGCUGCUUUCCUGUCCAGCCUGGGUCACUAUGAGAUCGCCAUCCCGGUACGUGUAGGACCAAAUGGCGAAAUGCUCGAUGCAGAAAAGACUCCUCAUCACCAAAGAAGACGACGAAGCACUGAAGACAAGCUGCCUGGCUCUCUCUUCUACCAGCUCUCCACAUCUCAAAACAACUUCCUGCUGAACCUGACUCUGCAGGGCGCCCUUUUGUCCCGCCAGUUCAGGGUAGAGUACUGGAAGAGGGGCCGGUUAGCCUGGAGUCACCCGUACUCCCCCCACUGUCACUACACGGGACACCUCCAAGACCAGCCGCACUCCAGCAAAGUGGCCCUGAGCAACUGCAACGGCCUGCAGGGGGUGAUUGUUGCAGGGGGAGAGGAGUACCUGAUUGAACCCCUUGUCUCACCAGAUAACCAAACCAGGACUGAGAGGGAGGAGAGGACCGAGGGGCGCCCCCAUGUGGUCUACAAACGAUCAUCGCUUCGCCAUCAGUACAAGGGCCGCUCCUGCGGGGUCAUCGAUGAGAAGCCGAUGAAAGCGGCGUCGUGGUGGCAGCGGACCCUGAAGACGCCGCCGCAUCACGUCGGCCGGGGUCAGCUGCCCCUGAAGCGCUCGGUGAGCCAGGAGCGUUACGUGGAGACGCUGGUGGUCGCCGACAAGAUGAUGGUGGGCUACCACGGCCGCAGGGACAUCGAGCAGUACAUCCUGGCCGUCAUGAAUAUUGUUGCCAAACUGUUCCAGGAUUCUAGCCUGGGGAACGCAGUCAACAUUGUGGUGACCCGGCUCAUCCUGCUCAUGGAAGACCAGCCGACUUUAGAGAUCAACCACCAUGCAGGGAAGUCUUUAGACAGCUUCUGUAARUGGCAGAAAACCAUCCAGCACCGCAGCAGCUACGGCAACGCCAUACCAGACAAUGGCAUCGCUCACCAUGACACCGCUGUGCUAAUAACUAGGUACGACAUCUGCAUUCAAAAAAACAAGCCCUGUGAAACUUUAGGUCUGGCACCAGUCGGAGGGAUGUGUGAACCAGAGCGGAGCUGCAGCAUCAAUGAGGACAUCGGCCUGGGAACAGCCUUCACCAUCGCCCAUGAGAUCGGACACACGUUUGGGAUGAACCAUGACGGCAUGGGGAACGCUUGUGGAUCCCGCAGCCAGGAGACCGCCAAGCUGAUGGCUGAUCACAUCACCAUGAAGACAAACCCAUUCAUUUGGUCCGCCUGCAGCCGGGAUUACAUCACCAGUUUCCUGGACUCAGGUAUGGGUUCCUGUUUGAACAACGUGCCACCGAAGCAGGAGUUUGUGUAUCCCACGACAGCCCCGGGCCAGACCUACGAUGCUGACGAACAGUGUCAUUUCCAAUACGGCAUCAGAUCUCGGCAGUGUAAAUACGCGGAAGUCUGCAGUGAACUUUGGUGCAUGAGCAAGAGCAACCGCUGCAUCACCACCAGCAUCCCCGCUGCGGAGGGAACCAUCUGUCAGACCAACACCAUAGAGAAAGGGUGGUGCUUUAAGAGAGUCUGUGUUGCUUACGGGACUCGUCCAGAGGGUGUGGACGGAGGCUGGGGUUUGUGGUCACCGUGGGGGGAGUGCAGCAGGACCUGUGGAGGCGGAGUCUCCUCUUCUGUCAGGCACUGUGACAGCCCCAGGCCGACCAUCGGUGGAAAAUACUGUCUGGGGGAAAGGAAGCGCUUCAGGUCCUGUAAUAUUGAUGAGUGCCCUGCUGGCUCCCGGGACUUCCGAGAGAUUCAGUGCUCCGACUUUGAUACCAUUCCUUUCCGGGGAAAGUUUUACACCUGGAAGCCGUACAGAGGAGGAGGGGUGAAGCCGUGCUCUCUGAACUGUCUCGCCGAGGGGUACAACUUCUACACGGAGCGGGCGCCGGCCGUGGUGGACGGCACGCCGUGUCGGGACGAGUCUCUGGACGUGUGCGUGAACGGAGAGUGCAAGCACGUGGGCUGCGACCGUGUUCUCGGCUCGGACGUACGAGAGGAUCGCUGCCGGCUCUGCGGGGGGGAUGGGAGCAGCUGUGUCUCUGUGGAGGGCGUCUUCAAUGACUCGCUGCCUGAAGGAGGUUACGAAGAGGUGGUCAGAAUCCCUAAAGGAUCAGUCUUCAUCCACAUCCAAGAACUCAACAUCUCCCUAAACUACCUUGUGCUGAAGAGUAAAAGCGACCAGUUUUUUAUCAACGGGAAGCUUACCAUCGACACGCCUCGAAGGUUCAACAUUGCCGGCACCACCUUCCACUACAGACGGCCCACUGAUGGGCCAGAAACCCUUGAAGCCCUGGGUCCAACAAAUAUCACCCUUAUUGUCAUGGUGCUGGUGCGAGAGGAAAACCCAGGGAUCCACUUUCGCUUCAACCCACCAGUCAGCCGGGAUCCUCAGAGUGGGUUUGCCUGGCACUACACCUCCUGGUCUCGCUGCUCAUCUCUGUGUGCUGGAGGUGUGCAGAGCCAGCAAGUGGUCUGUAAGAGUCAGGUGGAUCUGACUGUCGUCUACAACCACUUCUGUGACAAGAAGAACAAGCCCAAGGAGAAAAGAAGAUCCUGCAACACUGAGCCUUGCUCCCCCGUCUGGUGGAGCGGAGAGUGGUCGGAGUGCAGCCGCAGCUGUAACGGCGGUCUGCGGACCCGGGAGGUGUUAUGUAAAAGAAGGAUCUCCGUGACRGAGGAGAAAGUCCUGGACGACUCGGCCUGCACCGCUUCUCGCCCGUCCUUCACUGAGCCCUGCAGCAACCACAGCUGCCCCCCUGAAUGGCUGGCUUUGGACUGGUCCGAGUGCACGCCCAGCUGUGGUCCCGGCUACAGGCACCGCGUGGUGCUGUGUCGGAGCGGGGAGAGCGGCGACACUUUGCCAGACUCRAAGUGCUCCAAACAUGGCCGGCCCACUUCCAGGGUGCGCUGUAACCUGCAGCGCUGCCCUCCCCCUCAGUGGGUGAUGGGUCCCUGGGGAGAAUGUUCUGCCAAGUGCGGUCUGGGGCAGGAGAUGCGCUCGGUGCAGUGUCUGUCCCACAACGGCCAGCCGUCCACCGAGUGUCUGGAACAUCAUCGGCCCGCAGCCAUGCAGCAGUGCAAGAGCAAAUGUGACCUCAGUCUGCCCAUCAACACGAACAACCCUGAAGGUCAGAGGUCAAAUUCCCACCCUGAGUGUAAAGAUGUGAAGACUGUGGCCUACUGCCCCCUAGUGCUCAAGUUCAAGUUCUGCAACCGGCUAUAUUUCAGACAAAUGUGCUGCAAGACGUGCCAGGGACACUGACGCCGUGAAACUCACAGCUUCCACGCCCGGGUCACAACCACAGGAAGCCCCCGGGACCCUCACACCGAGCCUCUKUCAGACCAGUUUGGGACCUUACGCUUACGGUGACGCCGUUCUGUAACCGGACCAGAGGGAUGCUUUUUUUUUAAAUCCCUCCAUGAAGGAUCCAGGUCUGAAAKCUCCAGGCGCACGCAGCUUGGUCUGAGUUUAAAACAUUCACUGGAGGAGGAGUUUCUGAAGCGUGGCGAGGCACAGAGGAGGAGGGAGUGACUUUCCUCUGUCGUCUGUCAGGACGAACCUUUUCUCUCUCUUCUCUCUAAAGCCUUCACUCUGUUAUAUUUUGGUGCUAUGAUGUGUCACUUUGGCCACAAGAGUCGUACGUUAAGCUCCGCUUAAAGUGGCCUAAAGUUUUAUCUCUGAUCUCUAUGUUAGCAGGUAAUAAUUGUUCUGCUCUAAAUGUUUCACUUUUAAAUGGAGAWAUAGUUUAUUUGUCCACGAAAAGAAUAGGUUGUAAAAUGAAACGUGCUUCCUUAUAGUGUUUUCUUCAUUACACUGUUUUGUGUUCUUUCCUCUGUCGCAUAUCGUUGAAUUCAUCGAGUCUUUAUUCGGUCGAACGAGCAGAAGUUAUUUUGCACAAUCAGAAAACUUGUUUUGUUUUUAAGUUAAGGGGUUUGUUUUGUUCUCUUCAUGAACAACUGAUCAGUGGCGUCGCCGUGUUCUUGCCAUCUUUAGACGGUUUCAGGUCAUCACCUCUGCAGCAUCAUGACAAGAGACUUUUAAUAGUAGGACAAUAUUAUGUCAGGUUAUUUUUGCAUUCCAGGCGGUGUGCGGUUGCAGACUGUUGCAGCUUAAGGUUUUUGAAAAUAACUUGGUGUGUUCAUCUGAAGAUCUCUCUGGACUUCCCGGUUGUUUUUUUUUUUUUUUAAUCAAAUGUUCAAAGGUGCAAAUAUCGCUGCUUUUGAGUAGAAAUCCAGAGCUCAGAGAGUCAGUUCUACCAGAAAAACACACAUUUUGGGAGAUUUUUUAACACUAGGUUUAUUUCAACAGAUGUAUUCUUGGUUCUUUUAGACCUCUGUAAGACAAAAUCCACUAUAAACUUUUCCAAAAUUAUACCUAAUUUUAAACAUACAGGUAAUAAUAUCGACAUAAACCUUUUUAUCUGUUCAUGUGUGAAUGCAACAGGGUCAACUCUUUUUGUUUUAUGUACARAAGGCAAAUAUCAAGUAAAUAUGGGAAUUUGUGUCUAAAAAUCAAUGAAUUUUGCUCUUUUGGUUAAAGACUUCUUCAUAUUUUUAAUGAGCGUUAGACGUAAAAUGUUGCGCAAAUAAUUACAGCUACCUCUAAAGUUUAAACAGUUUUUUUUCCCAAGCACUCAGACUUCUUAUCUAUUGGUUUGGUCAACUUUUAUUUUUUGAUUUUUCCCUGAAGUUUUAUUUAAAGCUUUCCCAGUUUAUGUACAAUAGUAGCUGACAUCAACAAAAUAUUGUGCUUAAAAAAGAGGAAAAUUGACGAAAAAAAAAACUUUCAGGUCUAAAAAAUAUAUAUAUUUACAGCUGAAAGGCAUGUUUUAAAAAAAUUAAGGCCAUCAGCAAUGUAUUUAUGUAUGCAGUAUACCAUAUUUUUCCAACUAAUGAUAAAUUGAGAAUCACUUUUUUGACACUAAAAUAGUAUUUAUCAUGGAUUCAGCUAAAGAACUGAAGCAAAAUUAAUUUGACAGACUGAAAAAAACAAAAAGAAGUCUUAAAACGAUCAAGUAAACUUAAAAUAAGUGAAAAGAUUUAAAAAUAUAUACUGGAAGACCUUCGGAAAGCCUGAAAACAUAUUCAAAUAACUAUAAACAAAACCUAAAGAAACGAGCCAURAUUUAAGACUUUUGCACACUAAUACAGUCGUUACAAAACACUCAGACACUGCUGAGUUCACCGAGCCAUGAACUCUGAUGUAAACGUUGACAUAUUUUCCCUUUUUUUUAAAAAAAUAUGAAUUCACAUUCUUUCAUUUUAAACACAGGAAGGUAAAAAGAACCAUCCGCCCGUCACCGGCAUGUAUUUGGGAAAGAUCUCGUCUGACCCGGUUUUGUGUGACCCAGAUCYCACCGAGCAGUUCUGUCUGGACACUUUUCGUUCUUUAUUUCCGCCAUUUGUCCAUCCGACAGAAAAUGAAUUUAGAUACGCUGCCUAAGUGGUUUUACAGAUCGGUCAUGGUCUCCUGCAGCUCACGUGUCGAACUCUUAACAGUUUCAUUGUCAGGAGAGGAAGGGAGUGUUUGUCUCUGCGGGGAUUAGCUGCAAUGUUUUUGUUAAUGGUGCUUUUGGUGUUGAAUGGUGCUAUUUAACUGCUUUCAGUAAGCAGUUACAUAAAUGUUCAAAUCUAUUAUUUAAAAGCCAGUUUUGAGUAUUUUGUUGUGCAGCCUUUUUGUGUUCAUCCUUUAAUAGUUUAACACUCAUUUUUUUUAUUUUGUGAUAAACAUUUUCCCUAAAAAUCCACAAAUUUUGUUUAUUUCUUUUGUUUGUUUUUUUCAUGUGGAAACAAUGUUGGGGGAUUGUGCUUGCCUACAUUUGAGGUGGAGAAAAAUCUGUGUAAAAUCUCAAAUACAUUAGUGUCUAAUAAUCCACGUGGAGCCCAGAAACGAGUCUUAUUUAUAGUUUUAUAUUCAGUUUAUCUUUGUAUAAUUAGGCUGAUAACCAGGAUUCACACUGAGCAGUGAAUCUGUUUUCAUCUGUGUAAAAAAAAAAAGAAAAGAAAAGAGGAAUUGUUACCGUUAUUGUGUUUUAUCACAUGCUAAUUAUACAUGUACUGUAUAUUGUUUAAUAAUAUAGGAAAUAAGUCCGUUUGUUCCCCUUGUGCAUCGUUUUUAAAAAUAAAUAUUAAAUUGUUAAAAACCAGGUUGA